Molecule: messenger RNA, 2220 nt
Organism: Danaus chrysippus (African queen)
Lineage: Eukaryota; Metazoa; Arthropoda; Insecta; Lepidoptera; Nymphalidae
Source: the annotation of a GenBank genome assembly
AUGUCGCUUCUUAUUUUAAUUUUAAUUUUUGUUUCCUGCGACUCACUCAGUAUAGGAGUUCCGAGAAAUGUUAAAAGAGAUGUUGAAAAUAAUUUUAAUCCUGAGUGGGCGCAGUUGAAGAAUACGGAAGGAGGUGAAUUAAAAGAAUUGAUUCAAGUGAGAGCUAAGCCGAAGAAGAGGCUGGCUCUACCAGUGAAUUUUAUUCUCAGGGCAGUCGCUGAGCCAGAAGGCGACGAUUAUUAUGAUAAGGGCCAAGGAGAAAGUGAUAAUGAAGAUUAUUACGAGAAGAGGGAGUGGUCGGACUUACAUAGACCCGUUCAAGCAGUAGAUGCAAACACCCCUCUAAAUCCUGCUAAUCUAUCGGAUAUAGAUGGAAUAAUAAAUAUCAUUACAAAACCCGUUGAAAACCCUAUUGAGAAAAAUUCCAGGAAUAAAAAAGGUAAAACCAAAAAAGGUAAGGUUAAAAAUAAAGAUAAGAUAAAGCGUGAGUAUGGUGAAGAUAUAUCUGAUGACGAUUUAUCUGACAAUGAAAAAGAUAGUGAGGAAGGUAAGAAAGGUGAACCUAAAACAAAAAAACAGAAACAACAUAGGUAUGAAGAUGAUAUUGAUUAUGAAGACAGUAUAUCUGAAAAACAAAAACCUGAUACAAUCAAGGAAGACGAACAACGAGAAAACGAAGCGAAAAAGAUAAAAAUACUCCAAAGUGUCGACGAACUUAAGGAAAAGCAUGCGCAGGAACAACGAGCUAUAUCAGAGAAGGCCAAAGAAGAGGAAAUACAUAAAGAAGAAAUUGAAAGAGAUAGAAUAAAAGCUCACCCAAACAUUGGUAAAUAUGAUCAUAUUGGAUCCAAAUGGAAGAAAGUAACUACAGAUUAUAAUGAUGAAUAUGAAGAUCAAGAGCCAGAACUCAAAGAUAAGUACAAAAUAAAUCACUGGAAGUCAGUAUCUGUAGAGCCAACUGCAAAGGCCAAACCCAAGAAAGUUAAAACUGUUACAGGUAAAUUGUCUGUCUUUAGAAACCCACAUUUAUACAUGAUUAAUGACGAUGAAGAUGAAAUUACGACUACAGCAACAAGGACCUCUACUAAAACUAUUAAAUUAACUACGUCCAAGCCCAAAAUAUAUUCAUCAAAAUACUCUGCUCCUCCAGAAGAAGAUAAUGUGAGAAUAUCACUUGUACCUGAGGAUGAGUCUAAAGAAGGGGAACCGACUUUGUUUUUUCCGAAAGUGAAAAAUAUACGGAAGUCAGGGAUAAAGACUACUAACGCUCCAGAUACAUUUACAAGUGACGAUAGAAAUAUUAGUUUGACUACUAGUUUUGAUACCACGGCACCAUCAACGUCAUCUACUCUCACGUCACCAUCAGCUCAGGAUGCUGAUUCUUCAGCCUCUCAAAGUCUAGGGUCAACAGCCUUCACAUCAGUCCCGACAGAAAUAGACACCGGUCCUUCAGCAACAGAGCAGGACCUCAAGUCAUCACCCUCGGAUGAAAUGGCGAAAAAAGAAGCUGUAAAGAACCAAAACUAUGAUGUUGAAUCAGGAAAAGGGAAAGAACAUCAUUCAAAACACGAGGAAAGUCAUGAAGAGCACGGGAGAAAGGCCUAUGAGGGAGUUCAUAAAGAAAUCAAAACAAAUAAGGGACACCACGACGAGAAAGACCAUUUGGACAAAUACGACGAUCACGGGGAGAUUGAAAAGAAGCACCACGAUGAGAAGAAGCAUUAUGGCUCCCACCACCACGAAGAAACGGGCAAAAAACAUGCGAAGUACGAAGAAUCAGGUAAGCAUUCGAAAGGCCACAGCACGAAGGGCAGCCACGACAUCCACAAGAAAGACGAAUAUGAAAAGAAAGUCGAAUUCUUUGAAGAAGAAGGUGAUGCCUUCGAAGAUGAAGUCGACGGCGGCCACCACAAAGAGAGGGAACGUGCAUCGGGUGGUCACUACAAGAAGGGCUACCGUCAAGCGGGAUAUUCCGGCCGUGAGAAGGGAGAUAGGGGCCACUUCUCAAAAGGAGCUCACGGUUACCACGACAAGGGCCAUCGUCAGUCUUCAGGUCGAGACUCCCACGGCGGUCAGGGUGGUGCCCACCACAAGUCAAGUGGUGUGGACGGUGGCAGAAAAUGGAUCUACCACCACGGCCAUCCAGCCAAAACAGCGAACUUGGUGGUCAUAGACAGGAGAGCUGACUCUUAUCAGCAUGGACCACAGUAUUAUGGAUAG